Coturnix japonica (Japanese quail) is the source of this 9435-nucleotide messenger RNA. It is a transcript of the gene UNC5C, whose product is annotated as unc-5 netrin receptor C. Gene Ontology annotation, cellular component: membrane. The record is from RefSeq and is a predicted model, not a curated record. NCBI's taxonomy places the organism in Eukaryota, Metazoa, Chordata, Aves, Galliformes, Phasianidae. Gene Ontology annotation, molecular function: protein binding; netrin receptor activity. Gene Ontology annotation, biological process: netrin-activated signaling pathway; axon guidance.
GCGCAGGCGGGCGGCACAGCCCCUCUCCCAGCCCGGCCCUGCCCGGCCCCCACCCGUCCCCGCCCCGCGGGCUGCGGGCUGGAGGCAGCCGCGCCGUUCCGAGCCGCUCCGAGCCGAGCCACCCUCUCGGGAAGACAUCGCUCCGCCGGGCUCCGCUUCGUGCCCCGCAAUGCCGCGCCCGUGCCCCGCCGCCCCCCGCCCCGCCGCACUCCGCGCAGCCUGAGCGCUUGCGGGGCUCCGCGCCGGGACGGGGCCGCCGGCGGCUGAGGCGGCUUCGAGAGGCACCGCUCCGCGUUACCGCCCGGCUAUGGGGAAGGGGCUGGAGGGCACGGCGGCCCGCUGCGGGCUGGGAAUGGGAUACCUGCUGCACAGCGUGGUGCUCCCCGCGCUGGCCGUCCUGGGGGCCAGUCGGCCCGGCUCCGCCGCGCAAGAUGAUGACUUUUUUCAUGAACUUCCAGAAACUUUUCCUUCUGAUCCUCCAGAGCCAUUGCCCCACUUCCUUAUUGAACCUGAAGAAGCUUACAUUGUGAAAAACAAGCCUGUGAAUCUGUACUGCAAAGCAAGCCCAGCCACGCAGAUCUAUUUUAAGUGCAACAGUGAAUGGGUUCAUCAGAAGGACCAUGUGGUGGAUGAGAGAGUAGAUGAAACCUCUGGUCUGAUCGUCCGCGAGGUGAGCAUCGAGAUUUCCCGCCAGCAGGUGGAGGAGCUUUUUGGGCCUGAGGAGUACUGGUGCCAGUGCGUGGCCUGGAGCUCCGCCGGCACCACCAAGAGCCGCAAAGCCUACGUUCGCAUUGCAUAUCUCAGGAAGACUUUUGAGCAGGAGCCCCUGGGGAAAGAAGUGUCCCUGGAGCAAGAGGUCCUGCUCCAGUGCCGUCCUCCUGAAGGCAUUCCGGUAGCUGAGGUGGAGUGGCUGAAGAAUGAGGAGGUGAUUGAUCCUGUGGAAGACCGAAAUUUUUACAUCACCAUUGAUCACAACCUGAUCAUCAAGCAAGCCCGGCUUUCUGACACGGCCAACUACACUUGUGUUGCCAAAAACAUUGUGGCCAAAAGGAAAAGCACUACAGCAACUGUGAUCGUCUAUGUGAAUGGAGGCUGGUCUACCUGGACUGAGUGGUCAGUGUGCAACAGCCGCUGUGGGAGAGGCUUCCAGAAGCGCACAAGAACCUGCACUAACCCUGCUCCACUCAAUGGAGGGGCCUUUUGCGAGGGACAAAACGUUCAGAAAAUAGCUUGCACCACCCUGUGCCCAGUGGAUGGCAAAUGGACGUCCUGGAGCAAGUGGUCCACUUGUGGGACAGAGUGUACCCACUGGCGCAGGAGGGAGUGCACAGCCCCAGCCCCAAAGAAUGGAGGCAAGGACUGCGAAGGACUGGUGCUGCAGUCCAAGAACUGCACCGACGGGCUCUGCAUGCAGGGUUUCAUUUAUCCUAUUUCAACUGAACAGAGAACCCAGAAUGAAUAUGGAUUUUCUUCUGCACCAGACUCAGAUGAUGUUGCUCUCUACGUGGGGAUUGUCAUUGCUGUGAUCGUGUGCCUGGCUAUUUCUGUGGUUGUGGCCCUGUUUGUCUAUCGUAAGAACCACCGUGACUUUGAGUCAGAUAUUAUCGACUCGUCAGCACUAAAUGGCGGAUUUCAGCCUGUUAACAUCAAGGCUGCAAGACAAGACCUCUUGGCAGUGCCACCAGACCUCACUUCUGCUGCAGCCAUGUACAGGGGUCCUGUGUAUGCCUUGCAUGAUGUCUCUGAUAAAAUCCCAAUGACCAAUUCUCCAAUCCUGGACCCACUGCCCAAUCUGAAAAUCAAAGUUUAUAACACCUCUGGAGCAGUCACCCCCCAGGAUGAACUCUCUGACUUCUCCUCCAAGCUGUCCCCACAGAUUACCCAGUCUCUGCUGGAGAAUGAGACUUUGAAUGUGAAGAACCAAAGCCUUGCACGGCAAACAGACCCAUCCUGCACUGCUUUUGGGACCUUCAACUCCUUAGGGGGGCACCUAGUAAUUCCCAAUUCAGGAGUGAGCUUGCUGAUCCCAGCAGGGGCUGUUCCCCAAGGAAGAGUCUAUGAAAUGUAUGUGACAGUCCACAGGAAGGAGGGCAUGAGACCACCUGUAGAAGACAGCCAGACACUGCUGACACCAGUGGUGAGCUGUGGCCCACCAGGAGCACUGUUGACCCGACCUGUUGUGCUGACCAUGCAUCACUGUGCUGAGCCCAAUAUGGAUGAUUGGCAGAUCCAGCUCAAGCACCAGGCACCCCAGGGACCAUGGGAGGAUGUAGUGGUGGUUGGGGAGGAAAAUUUCACCACUCCGUGCUACAUCCAGCUGGACUCAGAGGCCUGCCAUAUCCUGACGGAGACCCUCAGCACGUACGCCUUGGUGGGACAGUCCAUCACCAAAGCAGCAGCCAAACGUCUCAAACUGGCCAUCUUUGGACCACUGUCCUGCUCCUCACUGGAAUACAGCAUUCGCAUCUACUGCCUCGAUGACACACAGGAUGCCCUGAAGGAGGUCCUCCAGCUUGAGCGGCAGAUGGGUGGGCAGCUGUUGGAGGAACCGAAAACUUUACAUUUUAAGGGAAGUACCCACAACCUGCGAUUAUCCAUUCAUGACAUUGCCCACUCUCUCUGGAAGAGCAAACUGCUGGCUAAAUACCAGGAGAUUCCUUUUUACCACAUCUGGAGUGGGUGCCAGAGGAACCUGCACUGCACCUUCACACUGGAACGAUUCAGCCUCAAUACUCUGGAGCUUGUCUGCAAGAUCUGCGUCCGGCAGGUAGAAGGGGAAGGGCAGAUCUUCCAGCUCAACUGCUCGGUAUCAGAGGAACCUACUGGCAUUGAUUAUCCCAUCAUGGAUUCAGCAGGCAGCAUCACAACGAUAGUUGGACCCAACGCUUUCAGCAUCCCCCUCCCAAUAAGACAGAAGCUCUGCAGCAGCCUGGAUGCACCCCAGACCCGGGGCCAUGACUGGAGGAUGCUCGCCCACAAGCUGAAACUGGACAGGUACCUAAAUUAUUUUGCUACGAAAUCAAGUCCCACUGGGGUGAUCCUGGAUCUCUGGGAAGCCCAGAAUUUCCCUGAUGGCAACCUGAGCAUGCUGGCAGCAGUGCUGGAAGAAAUGGGACGACACGAAACCGUCAUUUCUUUGGCAGCAGAAGGAAAUUACUGAUGCAGCCUUGGCAUGAACAGGAAGGACAGACACAGGGAGCGGUAAUGCCCUGUUAUUGCAAGUGUUUGAAAUGAAAACCCAGACCAAUGAGUUACACAAGAGACAUUUCAGAGAAGAAAGCAAGCAAACAAACAGAAAAAAUAUACAGCCCUGACCUUCACAUGUGCUCUCCUUGUACAUUAUCACAGGAUCUAAAAGAAAUCAUGCAAAGUUGUACCUUGAAAAUAUAAAUCAACCUAAUGUUCCUCUUGGCUUGGCUGUACACUGCUUGGUACAGGAUUUUACAGUUUCCUAGGAAACGCUUUUUAUUGCUAUCCAGAUAUAUGGAUAAACUUUCUUAACAAUCCCAGUUUCUAUGGAUGUUGUUUACAUCAAAUUCUGGACAGGGGUAAGGAGUCUGUCCAUGGCUCUUUAUAUUUUUUGUUCAAAGCCAUUCUAGACAAAGCUGUGGACAGUUGGUUGUGGCUAUUUCAGAUUAUUGUUUUCUGGUGAAUUCAGAUUUUGGCUACAAUUCUGAACAUUGAUUGUCUCACAAUGAUCCUCCUGUCAUUAUUCUGUUUCCUAGACCUACCUGUAAAAAAAAAAUACACAAAACCAACCAAACAAAAAAAAUCAGUGUUUAAGAGGCAUGCAUCUGGAAAGCAGGUACUCUGGGUGCUAAGCAGGAACACACAUACCAUUCCCAUCCUUCCCCGAAGGGAUCCCCACUGAGCCUCAGUGGAAAAUGGCCGUAAGACAGUGGGACUCUAAGGGUAGGAGUCAAUUUUCAGUUCAAAGUGUAACAAGACCCUUUCUACCCCUUUGUGAUACGGUGGGAUUGGAUAUGCAAUUCAGAGUGGUUAGGGAAACAAAAAGAAAAAAGAAAAAAAACCCUGAAUAAAGAAAAGAGAAUUUGCUAUGAUAAUUAUUUACUAAUUAGUAUCUAGUGCAAGGAUUAUAAUGAUUAUUAUUAUUAUUAUCAUUAUUACUUUAUUUGUAGUUUUGUCAGCAGCAGGAUAAGUUGUUCCCGUUUUUAUUGAACCUAUUAUCCUCUUCCUGAAGGUUUUCUAAGAAGCUUUUCUCUAUAUGCUGUCUGUUCUUCCCUUCUCCAGCCAUCUUCUGGAGUCCUCCACUAGCAAAGAAAGGUUGGUCAUCUCAUGUUAGCCUUGCUGCGCUUAAUGCUUGAUGCAAAGAGGGUAUAAAAACUGGUAAUACUUCACUGAAGACAGUGAUCUGCACCUAGUGGGGGGGUGGAGGUGGGGGUGGGGGGGCAUUUGGCAUCUGUCUCAUCUGCUAGUAUCCAAGAAGUAAUCUGGUUCCUAGGUACCUGCAAUGGCUUGGCCAACCCCAUCCAGUUUCCCAGACCAGACACACAGAGCCCACUGGUUCAGAAGAACAAGUGCAAGCGUAUGGAGGUGCAGAUGCUAACUUCCUGAUUUGUGUGCCCACUGGGUGAGGCUUACUCAGCACAUUUCUUUCUCUCUUCCCAAGCCAUCAGCCAUGACAGGUUUCGAGUGGUGAAGUGGUAACCCCAUGCCUUGCAGCUUUUUGCCUGUAGCCUCUCUGCCUUGGCAGUGCAUUACAGGUCCCUGUUAGCCUGCUGGGUGCAUUUAGCCCUCUGCUACCCCCCUCUUGGCUGCUGCAAGCUGGUGGAAUGAGAACCUGGCAAAAAAACCUAACUAUUGUUUUUAUCAGUUGUCACUGCAAACCUAUUUCAUUUUCUGCUCUGUGAAAAGACUGACCUUUCAAUGCAACACAGCACACAAGAUUGCAAAGGUUUAACUUAGAAUCCUGUUUGUCUGCUGUUUCUGAUGCAAAGAAUGCUUUAUUUCCCAUGCCAUCAGGUUUAGACCAGGCCCUGGUUAUUGCUAUUGUGCACCAACAGCCACCUCUCCCCAUGCAUAUAUUCACAAUUAGUGUUCUUCCUCAGACUUGAGCUCUUUUGUUGUGUUUUUGUUUUGUUUUGAUCUUGUAUAUUUUACUCCAGGCUUUCAACAGUGUGCCUUUAAAGGUAACGUUCUUGAAAAUGUCACUGGUCAAAAUUAAAGGAAAAUUUCAUCUGACCUUUUUCCCCAUUUAACAUUUCCAUUGGCUUGGGACAUUUUUAUUUAUUUUUUUUUAAUUUCUCAGCUCUCUGACAUCAGUGGUGCUUUCUUUACAUGCUGAGCAGUGAUCACAGAACACUCAUUUUCUCAGCAGUUAGCCAGCACUAUGCAAAUCAGACUUCCAGUCAAAUCCAGAGACUUGAGGACAUAAAUUUUAAAUUUCAUUAUCAGCUCAAAGCUACACAUUUUGCUUGUGAGAUCCUCUCUUUUUCUACCAGAACAUGGAAAUGCUGAGGGUGUGUUUUUCACAACCAGCCACCUUGUUUCUUACAUUGUGCUCUGAAAUGCUAAUGGGAAUCUUGCUUUCAACUUCACAAGGCUUUGACCAGGUCUUACAGCUCUGCCCUUUUUCUACAUCUUUUUACAGCUGUAAGUCUUACCUUUUUUCCCUCCUGUUCUAUCAUCAGGUGUAAGUAGUUGUAUCUAAUGUGCCCUGCUUUACCCUUCCCAUGCAUUUUUCCUGUUGAACUCCUUUCUCAGGGCAGGUGCAUGACCUUGACUUUCUUUCAGCUUCUUCCUCUUUUACCUAUCUAGGCUCACUUGUAGUCCCAGCUGUGGUCUCUUGAUAGGUGUGAAAUGCAUGCUCCCUUCUACUGGGCCUUGUGAGGAAGCAUCUCAGAGUUAUCUGGUUCACUUCAAGACUUCUUUCUGUGUGAACUAUUUGAUUGACCCUUUCAAUAUCUUCUUCAAGAAAAACAGAUGAGUAAUAUUCUUAAAAUAUUCUGAAUUUCAGGCAUUAUCCUUCUAUUAUUUUGCUGUAAAAGGGAUUUAUUGGGAGGGAGAUUUGCACUGGAUGACAAUGAAGGAUAUUGCUUCCUGACAGGGCAAUGGCAUCACCAUCACCAGGAGAUGGAGCUGGUCUUCUUCCAUACGGACUGCUCAAAACUUGCAGUGGUCACAAACGAGACAGAUUCUCUGUCCCGUUCUCCAUCUGCCUUUGCAGGGAAUGUGUGAGCUGCCUUUUGUUUCUUCCAGGGAUCCACACCUCAUUGCCAUCACUGCUCACAUGAGCUCCCUCUCCAACUAAAGCUCUUUUCUUGCUCUUUUAUUAUUAUUAUUUAAUUUCUCCCAGCAUCUGAGGCAGAGCCUGGUAACGUGCUGUGCAGCCUGGGAGUAGACUGCGUGGCAUCCCCCUUAGGAGGAGGGUGGGAAGCAAGACCAGCAGGCUGCAGAUUAUACCAUGUUGUGUGGAAGGCUGUGUGGCGUGGGCACACUGCCAUCUUGUGGGGCAGUACCCUGAGGGGAAGGCCAUGCUGCUCUGUUAGCCAGAGAAACACCAUCUGGGAAAAGGCUGUCUCAUUGCUUGGGCUCAGUUUGGCAGAUAGAGCAAAUGAUUAGAGAUCACUGUAACAUCGCAGUAACAUUUGCUCAGGAGCAUGAUUUAGUGGAGGAGUAAUUUGUCUAGGUUGUGGUUGGACUCCAUGAUCUUCAAGGUCUUUUCCAACCUGAGCAAUUCUUUGAUUCUAACAUUUUAUGUAUGUCAGGUGAGCGCAUUUGUUUUUGGAAAUGGCUGCAGGCUUCUUAUCUUCCACUUAUUGCUACUUCUUAAAGUGCUUAUCCUUUCAGUUGUCCACUAUGUGCUGUAUCAGUUUUGCUAUUCUUCAUACCACCUCUUUGUUAAGUAAGUGAUUGCUAGUGAUAUGAAUAAUAUAUAUAUUAUAUAUAUAUAUAUAUAUAAAAUCCCUACAGACUUCAAGGAAACUCUGAUUUCUGAAUUAGAAAUGCUGUUGGAGACAGUUCUUUUCACAUUAUUUUCUUCAGUUCUUCUUGUGUUGUGUUCUUGCAAAGGUCGCUGUCAGUGUAUGGGGUAAGUAAGUCGUUUGGGGUUUCUUUUAUUUUUGCUUUUAAAUCUAUUAAUCCCUUGUAUCAUGCUGAACGGUGAAAGACCCAAGAGCUGUUCUAUUGAAUCCUGCAAGUCUUGAGUCAAGUUUUACUUCUCUGGGAGAGUAAGGCUCUUUUUUCCCAAAUCAUUGGCAGAAAUGCAGACACUCAUGAGACAUGUUGGAGUCUGGGAUGCAUACAGAGCAAAACAUGUCUGUUGCUUGGGUUUCUUGCUAUUUCUGUUGCUUACAUGUAGAAUAAAUCUAUUUAUAAUGUGCAGUAAGCCCAUCACUGUGGACAGUCCUAAUGUCUUGUAUUGCUACCUAAAAUUGUUUUGGGUUCUCCUUUUCUUCUUGUUUAGGGGGUGGGGUGGUAUGGGAAAGGAGUGGGGGGGACCUUUAGACUCUUGUAUGCUCUAGCCAAGUAGGUACUGCAGCCCAGAGGUUAAUUUUAAACAAGAAGAUACUGUUGAGUUUUUGCUCCUGUGCCAAGGGCACUUUGUAAACUAUCUUCCUGAGUGUUCAGAAGCCUCUUCAGGUAUUGCUCGGGCUCUUGUCUGGCCCCAGAAUGACUAAUGGCUUGCAGGCUGGCUUGCUUAAUCAGGCAGUACAAAGAUAUGAAUGGGUUGCGAAUGAAAACCAAACCUUUGGCCCUUCUUCCACAGGGGUUCCAACAAGGUAUUGACUUUGGGCUCACCACCAUAAUUCACUCCUUGCUUGUGUGUGAAAGCUUGACUUUUUAAACUGAAGUACAUUACAAACUUUCAAAUGCUGAAGGAUGCAUUUCUGAUAUUCUUUGAGGAGGGAUCUUAACAGUAAUGCAAAGUGUGUGUAUAUACAUACACAGAGAAGAGAAAGUAAAGGAAAUAUAGUGUGGCAGGCUUUUAGCUUUUAUGUUAGUCACGGUCAUCCUCUUAUGACCAAUUAUUUCUUGGGAAGGUGAAGGUCAAAAUUCAGUGCUGUAUCAUCACUGCAAGGUCAGAUGGUAGGCAGUACCAACAAGAGCGAACAGUUGUUUAAAAACUGGCAUAGAAAUAGAAUUGGGCUUGAACCAAAGCCACAGAAGUGAGCUCUCAAGUUUGGUAGGUCAAGCUUCUUGCUUGAAAGAGAAUCAUUCCAUUUAUUUACCUACCUGUGCUUUAUUUAAGCUUAGCACAUGUUCCCUGAACUCUUAAAAUCCCUUUAUCUGAAAGUCCUUUGAUAAGCUCUGAUUGUAUAAAAAAGCAGUGAUAACUCAGAGUUCCCACUAACCUAUAUCACUGAAUAGGUAUCCCACAUUUUCUGUGAUGCUGGUUAAGUGUAUUUAAUAGUACUUGAGUCUCCUUGACUGUUAUCAAAGAAAUUAAUGGCUGUGUGUACCACACCCUGGGCCUGGCCUUUUCUCCAAGAGCAUCCUGUAGACACAGCAGGCACAUAGCUUCUGGAUGGCCUGAAGAAGCAGAAUGUCACCUAUGAUCUCUCAGGGGCAUCCUACAGCAGUGAGGUGCCCCUCAGAGGCUUGCAUAUUGGUCUCCAGCUGCUGGCUUGCAGCUGGUAGGACAAUAGUCCGUAGAUGAGAAAAGCUUGCACAGCCUCUUUGGUUACUGCCAGCUGGCUCCUGCUACAGCUUGCCAUUAAAUUUAAGAGCUUAAACAAUAAGAAUAAAAGCAAAAUCAGCCUGGAAAGUAAACAAAAUUAAAAAGAAUGAGAAGCAAAAGAGUCUUCUCCCAUCAAUCUUACAGGUCUGCUUUGCAAAAACACUCCCUAAAGUGUAAGCCAAUACUGUAUGUCAAAGCAGGGUGCAUAACACAGUUGAGAAGUCAUGGCAUAACCAUUUAGGCAUAUCCGUGUGGUCAACUUGUUUGAUAACAUAUGUUCUGUUUGUUAAUGUUGAAGAGAAAAAAUGCAAAGGCUGUACCUUUAUAAAAUGCAAAGUACUUUACUUACUUUUGUACCUUCAUAAUGUGUCAAAGGAGGGCCUAUUUCUUAUGGGCCCUGUGUGAUCCAGGCUGAGGAGAUGUAUUAUGUUUUUUCCUCCUGUUCACAAUUCUCACCUUUGCAGCUCUGCCAGGGUUUGUGGGAUUUGUUUUCUUUGCUAUUCAGACAUGGAGAAGUAUUUUGGUUUUGAUUUCCCUAUUGCUGUAUCUUCUAUGCAACUCCUUUUCUAAAGACUUACUACUGGAGAAGUGCUAGCCAUUGCAUUAUUUGUAUUGCUGUACAGUGGAGGUGUGGUUUACUAGUUCUGAGUGUGCCUCUUACCCCCCUCCCUUUUUCUCCUUCCUUCUGUUUGUAAAUGCCUGCAUUUAUUCUGUCAGCCUGACAUGUACAAAGUGUAAGAAAGAAUUUUUAAACAGGUAAUAAAUUAUAUUUAUAAGCAACUGGAAAAAAAGUA